ACAAUGAAACACGUCUUACUUUUGGCUGUUGCUGCCGGCUUCCUGCCUGUUUUAAUGACAAGAGCAAAACCAGCUAAAGUUCCGUAUGACACACUCCGUACAGAAUUGGCAACGGUCCAGAAAGAAAUCGUGACUGUACACAACAGCCUCAGGAGAGGAGUCUUCCCACCAGCCAGCAACAUGCUGAAAAUGAACUGGAGUGAAGAAGCUGCACAAAAUGCCAGAACGUUGUCAAAGGACUGUGAGCUGGUGGAGAGCAAUGCACUGAAGAGGCGAAUUACAAAUACGUUUUGUGGAGAAAAUAUGCAUUUGGCAUCUUAUCCUAUCUCAUGGUCAAACGUAAUCAGAACCUGGUACAGUGAGUCUAAAUACUUCAAGUAUGGGGCGUGGAUGUCAAUGGAUGAUGACACAGUAAUUGAGCAUUACACUCAGAUUGUUUGGGCCACGUCUUACCUCGUUGGCUGUGGCCUCUCACCGUGUCGUAAGAGGGGGUCAACUCAGUAUCUCUACGUCUGUCAUUACUGUCACGAGGGAAAUGAUCCUGACAAAAAGAACGUACCUUAUAAUAAGGGAACUCCAUGUGGAGACUGUCCAAAUAACUGUGAAGAUAAACUCUGUACUAACCCCUGCCUCUACUACGAUGAAUACAUUAACUGUAAGAUACAAACACAAGGUCUUGGAUGCAGCCACCUGUCAGUUCAACUACUCUGCAAAGCAAGCUGUCUGUGUCACACUGAGAUAAAAUAGCCUUUGCUAUUUGCAACCGGAAUGUGCUGCUGGGGACAUGCUGGAUCAUAUCUUUUACCCAACUUCACUUCAGCAGCUUCUGCUGAGUUUCAUUUGGUCUUGAUUAUACUUGAGAUCCUAGUGUUCACCGAUCACAUAUGGACAUCAGUAGGUUUACAUCAAUGCCCCUCACUCCUGUCCUGACACAUCCUGAAGUAACACUGUUUUUGACUUUCUUACUGCUGGGGUGAAAUAUGAUUAAUGAAAUAUGAUUGAAAUAGGAAAUAUGGGAUAAAAUAUGAUUUAAAUAUGUGGCAGUUCAACACCUGCCUCAUUUCUGAAUCAUGGGGUUCCUAGUUCCCAGGCUGACAUGAUUCAGCUGAUUGAACAACUGGGUUCCCGGCAAUCACCUGCGUUAGGGAGAGGGUCUUUCCCGGUUUAAUGCCUUUCCCUGCUUUCCCAUGUCUCCAACUGCCCUGAUGUCUGUCUUCCCUGCACAAUUUACAUGCACUAGAAUCCUUCACUUCUUCACUUCACUUCUAUCUUAAAUGAACCAAUAAAACAAUCCA
Camelus dromedarius (Arabian camel) is the source of this 1295-nucleotide messenger RNA. RefSeq names its product cysteine rich secretory protein 1 (gene CRISP1). Gene Ontology annotation, biological process: binding of sperm to zona pellucida. The record is from RefSeq and is a predicted model, not a curated record. The transcript has 7 exons. Bases 4 to 747 code for a protein of 247 amino acids. Lineage: Eukaryota; Metazoa; Chordata; Mammalia; Artiodactyla; Camelidae. Gene Ontology annotation, cellular component: extracellular region.